Athalia rosae (coleseed sawfly) is the source of this 5819-nucleotide messenger RNA. RefSeq lists its product as uncharacterized. The transcript has 3 exons. Lineage: Eukaryota; Metazoa; Arthropoda; Insecta; Hymenoptera; Athaliidae. The coding region runs from base 685 to 4965 and encodes 1426 amino acids. The record is from RefSeq and is a predicted model, not a curated record.
GACUUGAACCUCGUCCCAUCUCGUCCUGCAUGCGACUGUUGAGCUCAAGUCUUCAUCGGAGCUCUCACGUCUGGCGGUUUUUCUUACAAAUCAAAAAUACGGAAAUGAGAAAUACCAUGGACCUAUGAGGAAAUAGGAAAUACGGAUCGUGAAAUCACGGAUUGCAUCCCCAGUUCUAGGUCACAACGCCAUCUACAGACACGUGUUGAUCUCUAUUAUUCUUGUGUUACUUCCCAAUAAUUCAAAUGAUAACAUACCUAAAUGCGGCGUCAUCGGUACAGAAAAUACAUUGUCGUUUAGUGGAAUUCAUACGUGACGGAGCUUAUUAUUAAAACUGACAAAACGCUCCAAGUGGCUUAACGUUCGUAUCGAAAGAAACUCUCUUUUGACUUGAAACUAUGGUCUAUUUGCAACACUGCUCUGCAACCACUUCAUGUGUAAUACACGCGCCGUAACUAUAGCGGGGAAUAACUUGAGAACGUGGAACAGAGAAUCGGCUCCUGGCUUGUUUAGCCAUAAGAUUUCCGGGCCCAUUAAAUUUAUAAUUUCAUGUGCUAGGUACUCGAUCAUAAUCAUGAUUUUCAAGUCAUUUAACUUAUCAGUAUGGGAUCUCGUGUUGUAAAAUCGGUGUUUCUUGACGAUCUGUGAGGCCUGCAGACGAGGGCUUUAUCGUGGUCCGAGAUAAUGCUCAAUUUGGCACCAUUUGCAGGAGCAUCAAACGUGAUUCCAAUAAAUAAAAUGCCAGACGAACGAAGCCCGCGCGAACCUGCAGAAUCGAAGGUACCAGCAGUGAUUGAAGAAAUUGAUACCAAUGUAGACGAUUCUAUUUGCACACGUGCAUUAUUACGAAAAAUCGAAUUACUGGAACAAAAAACUGUCAAUGAAACGGGAAAAGUGCAAAUAUCGAAUAUACCAUCACAGAAUAUUGACAGCAUUGAUAUGGCGAAUAAAGUGUUGUGUCCGAAAUCAAAGAAUGAACAAGAGAAUCAAUCGUCAAAGGAUUCUGAUAUCUCAGGUAGGACUACAAUAGCCGACAAUCCACAUCAUAGAAAGAAGCCUUUGUCCAGUGCCUUGUUGAAACACACAACUACAAAAAGUAAAUUGAUGCAAACUGAAGUAAGAUUUACUCGUGCCUCUAGUAGGCGUGCAUUUUUGAGAUCCUACAUAGCCAAUCAGUUGAGUUUUUCUGACACUCAAACAGAAAUUUCAGAAAAAUUGACACAGAAUUCUAAUAAGCUCAGCUCCGAAAAUGAAAAUCAUAUAAAGGAAAAUAUUGAAAUAACUGAAAUUGUGCCAGACAGUCCGCAAAGCACAAAACCAUCUUUACUUAAGCCACAUGUGAAGUCAGUUAAAAAUGAACAGAACAAGAUUUUUCUAGCAUCUGAAACUAAUGAUGAUAUUAUUCUCAAAAACAAAGCAGUUGAUGUGCAUUCUGCAAGUGAAAAUUAUAGUAGAAAUCCAAUAAUUUUAUCAAGAUCCAGGUUUUGUAAAAGAAAAUCUACUUUACCAGUUGAACGCACAGAUAUUCAGACACGGCUAUCACGAAGCUUGCAAUCAUUGGAUAUCAAAAAAUAUAUACACACCUCGCAAUCAGCAACAUUUGCAAGAAAUGAUCAGUUUACAACUGGUAAGAACUUCCCACAAAAACUCAAGAAAGAAGAAGAAUGUAAUAUCAUUUGUACCCCUGACAUCAAUAUAAACAAUUUCUUUAUUGAUGAAAUUCCCAGCAACGAUCAUAAAACUGCUAGUCCACCUGGCAAAGAAAACAGAGGUGAAUUAAGAAGUACUCGAAAUCUGCGUUCCAGAAACCCUCACAAAAGCUCUGCAAUCAACACUAUUUCUUCACACCGAAAAACUAGAAGUGCUACCAAAGCCGCAUCAAAAUCUUCACCAAAAUCCGUGAGACAUGACUUAACAAAGACACAUUGUCGCCCGGAACCAAAACUGAGGCGUAUCAAUAUGCUAAGCAUGCCUGUUCAUCAUACUAAAAUGGCUUCACCAAAAGAUGAAGACAAAGAUAAAAUGCAGGGCACAGAUAAGAAGUUGCCAUCAUGGAUGGGAAGAGAUUCUGAUGAGACAAAUGAUUCACAUUGUAAAAGAGCUCAGAAUGAAAAUAAUAGUGCUCAAUUGGCGACUGCUAAAGAAACACAGACUUUCUUCAAUAGUCUUUCUCUGUGCAGCAGAUCAAAUGAGAGUAGCAACCCAAAGGUCCUAUAUGUUGGACAUACUGAUUCUGAAGAAACAUUGAGCAAUGUAGAAUCCGUUCCAAACAGUCCAAUAUUUCAAUUAGAAUCUUGGACGGAGAAAGUUAAGAAGAAUUUGCAGUCAAAUAACAAAGGAGGAAAAUCAAGUUUGGGUGCAGAUAUUUCAUCCAAAAGAAGCACAAAUGCUAUUGGCUGUGCAAUUCCUGUGAAUGUUAGUACUGACUCAAUCAAGAAUCACACGGACGAAAAAUCAAAAUCAGUCAACAGUAAGCAUAAUAUGGUCAUAGACUGUCAACAAAAAAAAUCUGAACUACAACACAAUGAUGGUGUCAGGGUGGAUACGAUUCCACUUUCUUCCAACAAAGGCACCCAAAAUGAUUUAGUGAAUGUUGACAACGAUGAAGACUCUGAGAAUUUAAAAGCAAUGCCUUGGCUCAAAUAUUAUGAAAAAUCACGUGCUAAUCAUAAAGAACGUAUAGAAAAUACCCUAUCUAAGACCAGCCAUACAGAGGUUGCUGCGAAGAAAAAUGAACAUUUGUGUAAUACACUUAUAAAAGAUACUCAAGCAAUUAAGAAGGCUCCUGCUGAUACUGCCAAUAUCUCAAAAAGCUCUGUUUUGAAACAUCAAAAAUACAAGUAUCCAACACCAGUCAAACCAAGUUCUAGAAAACGGGGAAGACCAUCAAAACAGGAUCUUCAAAAUUCUAAAUUGAAUUCAGGCCAAACAGUGAAGAAAAAUCAUUCUAAACUGAAUCAGGGUUCCACAUUGAAUGCUGAUAGUAGAAGUCAAUGGUACAAUUCAGACAACCCACCAGAAAAGAAAAAGGCACUGAGUGGUUCUGCUUUGAGUACGUCAGAAUUGGAGCAACUAUUUUUGAAAUUCUUAGAACAUGGACAUUUUAGAAACGACCCUGGACAACCAUUAUUUGUUACUCAUGAGAAAAAUUUCUAUAACAAUGCCAUAUCAAGACUAUACUGUUAUGAUACUAAGAAAGAUUACAUGCAGCCUUAUUACAAUGUGAAUGCAGACAACAAUAUCAAAAGCUAUGUACCCUCCGAAUCACGAAACCAGUUUCCAAGUCAUACAAAUAAUUCGAAUUCAGCUAAAUCUGGACGCAAACUUCGAACAAUAAACCCAAAUUCAUACCAGAACAUUACUUACAAAAAUGGAGGUCAAUCAACACGUUUUGAAAAUAUAGAUUCAUGCUGUCCGCCUACAGAUACAGAUUAUACAAUUUCUGAUCCAUUGGGAAGACACUCCAACGAAAGUAGUAGAUUUGCGACUGAUCAUCGUAAUUAUAACUCGGAACUUUCAGCACAUAUAACUUCAGCUUCAAAUAUGCAACAAUCCGGGUACAUCACAGCUCCAGACUAUUACCAAAACUGCGACAACAAUGAUAAGAAUCUAAUGAAAAAUGAUUUCUAUCUGCACAACAAUUUCUUUGUGAACUCUAAUAAUUGUAUAAGUGAUAUCAAUAAUGAUACAAAGACAACCGGUCAAUCAAAUAGCGAACACUUUAGCAAUUACUUUAACUCUGCACCAAACAGUGUAUUCCAACAGCAAUCGCCUCAACCUCGCAGAGAGGUGGACUUUUCGAUGAACAAUGAGAACUCGCUACCAGGAAAUAACACCUACAGCUUGUUGCAUAAUACUUCCGUGAAUGAUCCAAAUUUCGAGUGGAAUUUGAAUAAUAUGAACCAUCCCUUGGAGCCUGUGAACGAAUUACAAACAAAUUCGAAUUCAACGAACUAUCUAAACGAGCCUAGUUAUGCCUUAGGGAAAAAUUCCGAUAUGAACAGUUUCUUGCACGAUACAAAUUCAACGGUGGAUUAUCCCAAUCCUUGGAUAAAUACAACAAACAGUUCAAUAACUCAUGGAUAUCCGACUUCACUACCAUGGCACGGAUCUCUACCGACGUAUAAUUCAUAUUCCGGCAACAAAAACCGAUGUUACAACAACCCGUGGAAUCCUUACAUAGGAUUGGUGGGUUACGAUGCAUCCAAUUCUCCUCAUUCGAACACAAAUGCCAAGCAUAAUGUGGAAAACAACAAGACUUCAUCAACACAAGAUAUGUUCUCUACAACAGAUGGAAAUUACUCGUUGAAUGCUAUAUAUUCUGAACAACCUGGUAUUAAUUUUGUCCCGCUGCAAAAAAACAAUCCAAAUGAAGGGAUAAAUGUAACUUUGGACAAUAAUACCACUGCAAACACUAUGAAUCCUAAACCAUGUUCAGCAAAUCUGAAUGACAGCAAUACCUCUACGGGACAAAGCCGUGGGUCUGAUUCUGUCAUUGAAUCAUUAUGCAAUAAUGUAAAUGCACCAGUCUUUCUCAACACUAAUAACAACACGCCAGCAAGGACUGUUAGUUGUGUGGAUCAAACAGCUAUUUAUUCGUCGCCUUUUACUAAUGAUAUGAACCGCCUUGAUUUCAAUGAUCCAGAAAAAGGAAACUUUAAUAAGAAUAAUGGCAAUGAACAACAAAACCAGAAUGCAUUAUACAUCAAGGAUUACACUGUCGAAAGAAUAGCGAGUUUUGAAGACUGUUUUCAACGAAAAUACGGACAUCCUGUUCGAUCUCAAACCUGUGAACAGCCACCAUAUGUUAAAGAAACAGAUAUAUCAAAAUUACGACAAGAGCUCGCUGAUUUUACCAGGCAAUACUCCGAUGGUCAGAUUAGUCCUAUAUCGCAGAUGUUACAAGAUAAUGAGAUAUUCAUUUGCUUGUCACAGAUCCUGGAUACUGAAAGCAACUCCCCAUAAACUUUUUCAAAGCCAUUAUACCAGAGAUGGCUAUGUUAUCCCAUUUAAUGUGAUCAUCUUUCAUUUUUUGACUCCCUACAUGUCACAAUGCAAGAUGCAUCAAAUGUAACAAUAAUUUUAAGUUAAAAACGUACUUGCAUAAAAUUGAUUGUGCAUUCGACAUGCUGUGAGUGUUACACUUUCAUUGUUGGGUAUAUUAAAAAGGUGAAACUGAUUUUCUUUAUGGAUAAAAAUUCUCUAUCUGGCUAACGAGCAUGUUUAAAUAUUUCUUAAUAUUUCUCAUAAUUUCUUAAUGACAUUGUUAAACAAAUCCCUUUUCCAUCAAAUCAGUGGGUAGAAGAUUCUAAUACUCUUAGAAUACGAACAGCAUCAAGAAAUUGUAUUACAGCAAACUUCCAAAAAUAUUAGGUAUUAAACUGCUCUUAAAAAUUCAUUUGCUUCAAUAUUGUUAAAAGAGAAUCUAAAAGACUGGACUGAAUAGUUCGACACUAGUCUAUCUUUGCUACUGAAAAUGCUGAAUUUAACGUAGUAAGUUAAAGUAUGUUCCUAAACAUUCUAGUUGUUUUUACUUUAAACUUAUAUUUGAUAUUCUUCAUUAUUGUAAUCAAAGUACCAAAGUAUCACAAAUAAUACUAUCAAUAAUACUAUCAAAGGUUUAUAGAUAUUCGAAAAAAGUCAUCGAAUGUCUUUGUUAUUAACUAUAGUUACUUUCAUGUGUUGUUAUUUGUUAGUUUGUUACCUUGUGUCAUACACGGUUGCACCUUACUCCAUAAAACUUUAUGUUCCUGUACUUCGAUACUCCAUAGCGAUCAUAAGAUGGACUGUAUGUAAUACUGAAAUAUAUUUGUUGUUUG